CUUUCACAUCCAAACUUUCUCGGCUUCACAAAAAUAUUUGUCUGUUGAUAUUCCUGUAUUUGUCUUUGUUGUUGUAUUUGUUGAGUAGUCUCUUUUUUCUUGCUAUGGCGGAGGGAAAUGCACCAGAGCAUCAGGAUCGCGGUCUCUUCGGUAUGUUUGGGAAGAAGAAAGAGGAGGAGACACAUCAGCAGCAUGGCGCUGCCGUGGAUCCUCACGGGCAUGGACACGUAGGCGAAGCUCACCCUGUUCCUGUGUCUCACGGCCACGUGGAGGGGGGCAAGCUCCAUGGUGAAAGUGAGAAGAAGAAACACGAAGGGGGCCACACGGGGAAGAUGCAUCGCUCUAACAGCUCUUCUUCCAGCUCUUCUAGCGAAGAGGAAGAUGAAAAGGGGGAGAAGAAGAAGAAGAAGAAGGGUGGAUUGAAGGACAAGAUAAAGCUUCCCGGACACCAUGACAAGAAAGAGGAGCAACACGGUUAUGGCGAGCACGGCGAAAAGAAGGGUUUGAUGGAUAAGAUCAAAGAAAAGCUUCCUGGACACCACAAAGAGGAAGAAAAAGGGCAUUGAGAGUUGUGUGUUUCUACAAAUGCUUAACGUAUUUUAGCUUGAAGCAUAAUGUGGGUGUGUAUGGUUGGGUUUUCCUCGUAAUUGCAAUUUUUGUUCAGGCCCUCUGUUGGGUUUUCCUCGUAAUUGCAAUGUUUUGUUCAGGCCCUCUGUUUUUCUGAGUAUUUACUUCGACCGCUUGGGAAGUUGAAACUUCUAAGUAGUUUUAGUAAGGAAGAAAGUUGGGAGAUGCUUUUUAUAUCUGCAGUUUUUGUAUAAAAGCUUUGGGCUUGCAGUCUACUCUACGCCCACUGUAUUUGCAGGGUUUGAACAUAUUCAUUGUAAAUUGAUAAAAAUAAUCAAACCAGUAAUUAUAAUAAAAGAUUCUCAUAUCUGAUGGAAAUCAUUUUAAUUUUA
Messenger RNA from Cryptomeria japonica (Japanese cedar), 959 nucleotides. Its product is annotated as dehydrin COR47-like. NCBI's taxonomy places the organism in Eukaryota, Viridiplantae, Streptophyta, Pinopsida, Cupressales, Cupressaceae. Gene Ontology annotation, biological process: response to water. The transcript is spliced from 2 exons. The record is from RefSeq and is a predicted model, not a curated record. Bases 105 to 566 code for a protein of 153 amino acids.